AAAUUCGCAUGGUGUCAGUGCACACCAAAAAUUCGGACCUGACGAAGCAUCGUGUGUUGGCAGUUUCAUUCGCUCUCUCCAUCAGAUCGGUAAGAACGCCGUGGACAUUGCCUUCACAUUCGCCAAGAGAGCUACCUGCUUCGUACGUAAGGAUUUUCUAACAUAAACCAUGAUUUUUAUGGUCAACGCUUACGUUAGUUAUGGGUCAAAAUUUUAGAGUGGAACAUCUUUAAACGCCGUUUUAAUUUCGUGCAAAAUGCAACAAAGGGCACGUUCGUCAUGGCGCCACAGACUUAUAUUAAUGGCUUUGGGAAUGCUGCUUUGGAGAGAGGUAUGCGCGCAAAUACGAUAUUCUCUUUCUGAGGAGCAAAAAGAAGGAUCUGUGGUUGGAAACCUUGCAAAGGAUUUAGGUCUCGAUACGAGAACUUUAAAGGAGAGAGGAUUUCGGAUCGUUUCAACCUCAGGCGACUCGCUGUUCACGGUAAAUCAGAAUGACGGGAUUUUAAGUGUACAUGGGAAAAUAGAUCGCGAGGAGGUGUGCGAGAAAAGCGGCUCGUGUGUCAUCAAUCUAAAAAUCGCACUAGAUAACCCUUUAGAGAUCCACUACGUGUCGAUCGAAAUUGUGGACGUCAAUGAUCAUGCCCCGACCUUCCCGGAAAAAGAAAAGCGGCUGGAAAUAUCGGAAUCAGCCUUACCUGGAGCUCGGUACCAAUUACAGGCUGCGCGGGAUCCCGAUGGCGGAAUGAACUCUGUUCAACAAUAUAAACUCAGUCAUAAUGAUCAUUUCCGCAUAGAGGUUAAAGAUCGCGGAGAUGAUCGCAAAAUGCCCUUUUUAAUUCUUCAAAAGCCUUUGGAUAGAGAAACAAGCCGUAGACACAAGCUAGUCCUCACUGCGCUUGAUGGAGGGCGACCCCCAAAGUCUGGAACAAUGGAUAUAAUAGUUGACGUUUUGGACGUAAAUGACAAUAUGCCAGUUUUCACACAAGACGUUUACACUGUAAUGCUUCAAGAAAAUGUCCCCGUGGGCACAACUGUUAUACAGGUUAAUGCUACUGACAUGGAUGAUGGUCCAAAUGGAGAAGUUUUUUAUUCGUUUGGUAAGGAUAUAGACAGUAGGUUAAUGAAUCUUUUUGAUUUAAACUCCAGGACUGGAGAAAUGACUGUAAUCGGUCAAAUAGAUUUUGAAGAGAUUAAUAACAUUGAAAUAGAUAUCCAAGCAUCAGACAAAGGGAGUGCUCCUCUCACAUCACAUAAGAGUAUAACCAUUAAAGUCAUUGAUGUAAAUGACAAUGUGCCUGAGAUAGAAGUCACAUCAUUUUCAAGUGCAGUGCCUGAAGACUCUAAAAUUGGAACUACAGUGGCUUUAAUCAGCGUCAGUGAUUUGGACUCUGGUGUAAAUGGGAAAGUGUUGUGUUACAUAACUGAAGAAGUACCUUUCAGGCUAACGCCAUCAUCCCAGGAUAACAUUUACGCACUGGUUACAGCCUCAUCUCUUGAUAGAGAAACUGUGCCUCACUAUGACAUCACAUUAGUAGCCAAAGAUGCUGGGCAGCCACCUUUGUCUUCAUUUAAAACUAUAACUGUGCAGAUAUCGGAUGUAAAUGACAAUAGUCCAGCAUUUUCACUAUCACCCUAUGAUUUUUAUGUGAUGGAAAACAAUAUUCCAGGAAAAUAUUUGUUUUCUGUGUUUGCUUCUGAUUGUGACUCAGAUGAAAAUGCUGUUGUACACUAUAACAUUUGGAGAGACCCUGGAGAUGAAAACAAAUAUGCAUCUUUCAUUAAUGUUAACUCUGAAAAUGGGGAGAUUUAUGCACUAAAGAGUUUUGACUUUGAGUCUGUUAAAAUGUUCCAGUUCCAUGUUCUCGCUACAGACUCUGGAACUCCGUCUCUGAGCAGUAACGUGACUGUGAACGUGUUUAUUCUGGAUCAGAACGACAAUGUUCCAGUGAUCUUAUAUCCAGUCAGCGCUAACGGUUCUGCUGAGGGUGUGGAAGAGAUUCCCCGUAAUGUGAACGCAGGUCAUUUGGUGACUAAAAUCAGAGGCUAUGAUGCAGAUAUAGGAUACAAUGGCUGGUUAUUAUUUUCACUGCAGGAAGUUAGUGACCACAGUCUCUUUGGUUUGGACCGCUACACAGGACAGAUAAGGACCCUCCGCUCGUUCACAGAAACAGACGAGGCCCAGCAUAAACUGAUCAUACUGGUCAAAGACAAUGGAAACAUUUCUCUCUCAGCAACAGCGACUGUGAUUGUCAAAGUUGUGGAGCCCAAAGAGGCUUUUGCAUCUUCUGAUGAGAAAAAUGCAGUAAAAGACGAGGAGGAAAACAACAUGACAUUUUAUUUGAUCAUCACUUUGGGCUCGGUUUCAGUGCUUUUUGUCAUCAGCAUCAUCGUUUUGAUUGUAAUGCAGUGCUCUAAAUCGACAGACUAUUCGUCCAAGUAUUUACAGGAUACAAAUUACGACGGGACUCUGUGUCACAGCAUCCAGUACAGAUCUGGAGACAAACGGUACAUGUUAGUUGGACCCAGAAUGAGUAUCGGCUCUACUAUAGUCCCGGGAAGUAAUAGGAACACUCUGGUGAUACCAGAUCGCAGGCGAGAUUCUGGGGAGGUAAGAAAUUUAAGUUAUGCGGCAGCAGGUCAGGCUGGUGUGUGUCUGCACACUAUGGAGGUGUUACAGGUAUACCAAGCCAACCUGCUAAAAGAGCUGGAUGAGGAAGAUGAGAUCAAGUCCAAAGACAUUACUGAAUUAAGGCGGACCGCUGAUCUCUCCCUCUGUGCCAAGAGAAGGCUCGCACCAUCGGGUGGUCAAUGGCAGCCAUGGAGUCAACUCAGUCAUCGACAGGUACCAGGGGGCGUGCAAGCAAGUGGCGGCAUUCCAAAAGUUCCUCCCUCAUUGUUCUCAUGGGGCAUCUGGGCGGGAGAUGCCCCUCCACAUACCAGCUCCUCAUACCGAGAGGCUCAAAUACAGAGCGUCGCAUCUGGGCUGGGGACUUUUAAGCCCAAAUUAGAUCUUAGGGCAUUUAUUGAAACUAAUAAGUCAUUGGCCAAGAACUCUCUACAUGAGGGGAUCAGCACUUCAGAGGGUGGCCCCUACUGGAGUAGAGCGGGGUACGGUGCAUCACACAGCCCUAUCUCACUCCAGUGUCCUUGGGAAGUCGGUCUUCCAACCCUGCCAGAGCUCCAGGGCACACUUCCAGCAAGCACUGCUCUCAGUUUCGUCUGCCCACGAGCGUAG
This is a messenger RNA of Carassius gibelio (silver crucian carp), 3235 nucleotides long. Its product is annotated as protocadherin beta-15-like. Gene Ontology annotation, molecular function: calcium ion binding. The transcript is spliced from 3 exons. Gene Ontology annotation, biological process: homophilic cell-cell adhesion. The record is from RefSeq and is a predicted model, not a curated record. The coding region runs from base 257 to 3235 and encodes 992 amino acids. Gene Ontology annotation, cellular component: plasma membrane. Lineage: Eukaryota; Metazoa; Chordata; Actinopteri; Cypriniformes; Cyprinidae.